Messenger RNA from Plasmodium berghei ANKA, 1086 nucleotides. Its product is annotated as conserved protein, unknown function. The transcript has 3 exons. The record is from RefSeq and is a predicted model, not a curated record. Gene Ontology annotation, biological process: positive regulation of DNA-templated transcription. NCBI's taxonomy places the organism in Eukaryota, Apicomplexa, Aconoidasida, Haemosporida, Plasmodiidae. Bases 1 to 1086 code for a protein of 361 amino acids. Gene Ontology annotation, molecular function: transcription coactivator activity; chromatin DNA binding. Gene Ontology annotation, cellular component: nucleus.
AUGGCUUUAAAUCCGACGACAAUUCGAGGGCAAGAAUAUUUAUUUCCUUCAAAUAAAGAAUCAGAGUUUAUAUAUUUAAGACGUGAAGAUGUUAAAUUGAAACUAUAUUUGCCCGAUAGAACGAUAAAAGAAGAUGGAACAAUUUUCUUAACAAGUAUACGCUUAGUGUUUAUUAAAAAUGAGAAAAGUAAAACGAAUAUAAAUUUUACUGGAGCCGAUUUUCCAUUAACAUUAAUUGAUAACGUAAAUUUUGAGCAACCGAUAUUUGGGUUAAAUUAUUUGUCAGGCGUUGUAAGACCAUUGGUAGAUCAUCCAAAUAGUUUAUCUAGCCCAUGCAAAUGGAAUAUUAUUUUUUUAAAUGGUCAGUGUAGCAAUUUUUUGAAUUAUUUUUUUAAAGCAUAUGAAGCAGCAAAGAAAAAUAAAACAUUAGGAUCGUUAAGUGAAUUUAAUGACCAUUUUUUUUCAAGUAAUAAUGCAUAUAUUGAUCCUAAUGACCCUACAUUUAUUUAUAUAAACGAACCGAUAUCAGAAAGUAUGAAUAAUUCAUCACAAAAUCAUUAUGUAAAUAAUCAAAAUAAUAAUGAGGAAAUUCCAGUAUAUAAAAUACCAUAUUUACCACAAAAUAAUAAUAUGAUGCCAUAUGGUCAACAAUUUUAUAUGGGCGACCAAUAUUUUAAUAAUAAUUAUCGUAGUAAUAGUGAGCAUCAAUAUGGCAAUUAUAACAUACACACACAAAAUAAUAUGCAAAAUUACAAUACUCAAUCACCAUAUGAAAAUCAAAAUAAUAAUUAUGCAUCUAACUAUAAUCAGCAUGAUAAUAAAACUGUAUAUCCCCCAAAUAUCAAUCAGAACAAUAAUAAUACUAGACAAUCUGUUAUGUCACAUUAUACUCAAUAUAAUAAUGAAACGCUAAGCUAUGAAGAAAGAAUUAAAAGAAAUAUGUAUAGCCAAGAUAUUAACGAGAGUAACAAUAGUAAUAACCCUACUUCGGGUAACCAACAUGAUGAUCAAACUAUAUUCGAUCAAAGAAAUAUUCCUAUGAAUUAUUCACAAAAUAUGCAAUCGGAAAAUAAAAAAAAUAACUAA